AAAAUGGUGUGAAAGACAUUGUUCAACAAUUACCUACAUCAUUCUACAUUUUCAAAGGCAUAAUUUAACAAACAAGCAAGGCUACUUUAUCUAUCCCAACAGGUAUAUGGUUAAGUAGGAUGUAGAGUUAAGGAGAGAUAUCAUUUGUAUUGCCUUUCAUUCUUGCUGAAACUGAUCCUUCUGAAGGAGAUUAGAGUAGUGUGUGCUGUAAUCUGAGUCACAUGUGACCAGGAAGAGUAGUUAGCUAAAAUAUCUCACAGAAAUAGACUUAGCCAGGAUACCCUGACUGUGAUAUAAAACGGUUUAGAAAGGUGUGUGUGUGAGAGAGAGUUUGAUAGGGAGACAAUAGAUUAUGUGAAACGGAUUAUAAUACUUGAUUAGCAAAGUUUUAUUUGUGGAUAAUUAGAUAAGAACAUGUGAAAUAGGAAUGUGUGGAAUUAUCAAAGUACCCAAGUGUAAUUAAUGAAGUUGUUUUGUAUUUAUUUUUAACAGAGAGAGAGAAAGGUUUUCUACUACCAACUUCUAUUACUACCUUGGACUCCUUCAUCCUUACAAUGCCAAAGAGUGACACAUGGCCGGGUGGUGUCGCCAUAGAGACAAUGACUAGCAUGGACAGUGCAGGUAGCUGUGACAGUGUUGUCAGCAUGAACUCUGGAUUUAGUGACGAUAGCUUUGAGCACCUGUCUGCUGAGGAGAGGGCAUGUCUCAUGUUCUUGGAAGAGACCAUAGAGUCCCUAGAGACUGAGGAGGACAGUGGACUAUCCAAUGAUGAGCCUGACCGCCUGCCCACCCUUGGCAAUGUGGCCACCAAGAUGGCCCACCUCUCUGCCUCCAUGGGCCAAAACAAACUCAACAAUGUAUCAAAAUAUCCCAGAGAGCAGAACGGUUACCUGGUUCCUACUCCGUUCAUUCUGGCCAACAGCACCUCCUGCAUCCUGCCAAAGGCUAGGCCAGGCAUACCCCAAGAUAAGGAGAACUCUCUCUCAAAGCCCCAGGUCACUGCCUUGGACAACAUGCCAUGUCAGGGCAACCACCCUUGUUUACCCCCUGAGGUCAAUGUUGUUGUGAUUCCCCCUCCGUCAAAGCCCAAAGACUACCCUGGUCAGAGACCACCUCCUUCACCAAGAGGCCCUCUGUCCUAUGAAGCCCUAGUGCAUCUGAGGAAGAGUGCCUCCAUGAAGAGAACCCCUCAAAGUCCCACAGCUGAGAACAGAGACUGGAACAGGCAGCCCUCUGCAUCAGACAUACCCAUUCACCCGCAUCAUGGAAGCACACCCAGAGGCCGCUCAGUCACCCCAGCCCAAGGGAUACUCCCCCGGGAGCCCAGCAAGCACAAGGCCAGUCCUCCAGUCGUGUUCCCCCCCCCCAAAAAAAUCCCUUCCCACAUUGCUGUGAAUACCCAAAGGGAUACUGCUAACCCAACUACAGACUCCAGUGCCCCUUCCUUGGGCUCAUUGCCCAGGGACAGGCGUUUGUCGGACCCACAGAAGGUGAGAAAUGAUGCCUUACAAAAGCUGGGGCUCCUGAGAGACAAUAAUGAGUCCCAACCUGAGCCUGUUACGCCCCUGUGCACCUCCAAAUCUCACUCCUCCUUGGAACUAACUUCAGCCCGUGUGGGAGUCAAAGCUCCACCUCAUGGUAACCCAACAAGAAGCCAGCCCUCAACUACCUCCCAGGGACCCAGAGAAUCUAACAGCAGGCCAGUAAAAAGCAGCAGCAGCUUCCUCCAUCGCUCUAGUGAGGAGCAGCCCACCGCCCCCCUCUCACACCCGUCCAAACCCAGUGGGGUCAAAGCUGCCACCCUGGAGCGCUCAGGGGUGGGGCUUGGGAGCUACAUGGCCGACCAUGGGAUACAUUCCGAUCCCCGCUCCGCCACCCUGGGCAGCCAGAGGGAGGGUGGACGUUGCACCCCAUCUGCUCCCAACAAAGCCUCAGAACAGGUGGAAACAACCCCCGCUGCUCAGCCAGUGUCCCCCCACAAGACCCUGCACUGCCCAGGCUUCAGUGUGGUGAUGAUGCCCAGCAUGGGAGAAGACAGACGAGAGGCACUUAGGAAGCUGGGGCUGCUGAAAGACUAGGCCCGGAGAGAAGGCAGCCAGAAUAUCUGCCCAGUGGAUAAACAGAUAUACAGAGGGUAUCAAAUGAAACACACUUCCACCACAUUAGGGAGGGAAGCAGACAAAAGUGGGGAUUGAACCGAUUUCUGUAAAUAUUUUGAGCAUUGAACAUGCUGGCUUUUCAGGAAAGACUGGCCUCUUUCUUCCGUUUCUCUCUUUAAGAGAGUACUGCAGAUUAAUUUACUGAGUAGUGCCGGGCAAUUAACUGUCAUUUAGUUUCAAUAAUUUGAAUUCCAUUUUGUUCAGUUUUUUUCUUCUUCUGUAAGCUCAAUAUAAACAUUGCACAGUUUCUCUAGGGAUAAAGCAGAUCAAGCCUGAACUGUGUGAAGCCUGAACUGAACUGUGGAGAGUUGUAGUUUCCAACAGGCCAAUAUUCUACAUAGUUACGGUCAAUAUUCUACAUAGAAAACAUGGUAAUUAACUACAAUGAUGAUAAUCCAUUGCGCCUACUUGUCCGUCUGUGUGUUUGUUUUACGCCUGUUACGUUGCGUUAGUGUGUGGCAGACACAGAGGGCAAGAGAAGAGACAGAAGAAUGCUCGAUCAGAAGGGAUAGAGAGUAGUUGCUUCAGGAGUUAUAUCUACCUAAAAAUAUUUGAUCUAAGUAUGCCUUAUUUACUUUGAAGAACUACUAAAAUAGUGAUUAAGUCAGACAGCAUAGGCAGCAGCUAUAUAUAAACCGAACCGACCUCAAAAAGCACUAAUUUACUGUUACCGCAAUUUAAUUUUCAUGUCAGUUUAACAACAUUAUAUUUUUACAUUGUUUUUCUAUGAUUUUGUUGUCGCAGAAUCAGUCACUGAACACUCUUUUAAAGCAGAUCAGAGAAGUGUCUAUCAUAAUUAUUCACCCCCUUACAUGUAGUUGCUUUACAAAGUGGGAUUUAAAGGGAUUUAUUGUGAUUUUUUUGUCAUUGAUCUACAGAAAAUACUCUAUAACAUCAAAGUGAAAAGAAAAUUAUAUAAAUGUUAACAAAUAAACAAAAAUACAUAACUAAAAUGUAUUGGUUAUAUAAGUAUUUAACCCAUAUGUUAUGGAAAGCCUAAGUAAUAAUUCAACCACAAAGACCAGAGAGGUUUUCCAAUGCCUUGCAAAGAAGGGCACCAAUUGGUAGAUGGGUAAAAAAAAGCAGACACUGAAUAUCCUUUUAAGCAUGGUGAGGUUAUUAAUUAGGCUUUGGAUGGUGUAUCAAUACACUAAGUCACUACAAAGAUACAGGCGCCUUCCUAACUGAGUUGCCAGAGAGGAAGGAAACUGCUCAGGGAUUUCACCAUGCCAAUGGGGAUUUUAUAACAGUUACAGAGGAUAAUGGCUGUGAUAGAAGAAAACUGAGGAUGGAUUAACAUUAUUGUAGUUACUCCACAAUACUAACCUAAAUGACAGAGUGAAAAGAAGAAAGCCUGUACAGAAAAAUAUGUCAAAGGAAUUAACUUUUUGUUUUGAAUACAAACCGCUAUGUGUGGGGCAAAUCCAACACAUCUCUGAGUGCCACUCUCCAUAUUUUCAAACAUGGUGGUGGCUGCAUCAUGAUAUGGGUAUGCUCGUAAUUGGCAGGGAUGGGAGUUUUUCAGGAUAAAAAGAAACGGAGUGGAGCUAAGCACUGGUAAAAUCAUAGAGGAAAACCUGGUUUAGUCUCCUUUCCACCAUACACUGGGAGACAAUUUCCCCUUUCAGCAGGACAAUAACCUAAAACACAAGGCCAAAUAUACACUGGAGUUGCUUACCAAGACCACAUUGAAUGUUCCUGAGUACAGUUUUGACUUAAAUCGUCUUGAAAAUCUAUGGCAAGACUUGAAAAUAGCUGUCUAGCAAUGAUCAACAACAAACUUGACAGAGCUUGAAGAAUUUUGAAAAGAAUAAUGGCAUAAUAUGGCAUAAUCCAAGUGUGCACAGCACUAAGUGGCCGAUUCGGACCCUAGUUAAGCGCACGUAAAUGGAACCCGCUAUUCAUUUGGGGUGGAGAUCUAAUAAAUGAAGGUGUGGCGGAGGUGUGUCUACAGAUAUAGCGUAUUCUGAUCUUGACUUAAUUCCCUAACAAUUCCACCACCUUUACACGUGAGGAAACCAUAAAUAAGGUCUAGCGAACCCACCAAUUCCAAGUGGAAAAAGCAUCUACUUAAUUUUUCCUGAUAGAAAUAAUGCUAUUUUCCAUGCAAUGUAAUUUACAACUUGUUAAGAGCUAUUGAUAAGAUCUAGGUAAAUGAGUAAUCUGUUUGGCUAAGGGAAUUGUAAAUAUAAAUCACACUUGUUUUAGAUCUCUUUUACUUUAUAAUCGCUGGAGACAAAUGUGAAACCAGUCAUAUGGCAGCAAACAGGAGCAUAUCAACAUACCCACGGUAAAGUUUAUGAAUUGUUGUGCCAUUAUGCAAACUGUAAAUUGUAAGGGCUUUUAACUUGCAGGGAUGGGCACUCUCGAAUGUCUUAAUUAUAGGCUACCCAGACUUUCUCUGUUUCCUAUUUCUUGCAUUUUAAUAGCCACUAUCAGUAUUGAUUGUCAGUAGGCCUAAUAACCACACAUAUUCAACUGUCAAUUUGCUGUUAGUUCCCUUCUGAUGGUAAAGCCUAGUUAUCAUUCCAUUUAAUUACAUUGUUUCGUUUACCUUCAUUUGCUUCCUCUGUAAACGGCGUAAUGAUCGUGUGGUUGUUGCUGAAGAUCAUUAGUGACAAUUGAUGAUAUAUAAAAAAUAAAUGUAAGCUAAUUAAAUCAUUAUGGCACAGCGCGCAGACCAAGCCGUAACAGUUUGAACCUGACGCAUGGCGCAAUACUUGGCCGUGUAGUCACACAGUUCCAUGGUUUGUGUUCCAUGGUUUGUGCAGGCAAUAGACUAGGGUAUAGCCUACUAUUGUAUACUAUUCCCCCUAUUAUAAUUCUACUGUAUAUACAGUAAUCUUUCAACACUACCAUGGAUUGAGGAACUGAAUGUGACAAUUUUCAGAAUGAAUCAAACCACCAUUUUCUUUCUUUUGUGCGUAAAGGCUCUCCAAACCUGUUUUUUAUGAUUCUAAAGUAUUUUCCUUAACCUAAAUAAUCUACAAGAUCAGAGUAUUUUUUUAUCUACCAAUUGGUGCUGAAACAGAGAAGAAUAUGCAUAUAUUUAGAUGGCUUUCUUUCAUUGAUACCUAAUAUUCUGAAGCCGUUCUCUCGAUAUAUUCUAGUGAGUCUGUCAACAAAAUUCAAACUAAAAGGUACACCUUCUUUAAAGGGAUGGCUUAAGAUAAAUGUACUGAAAACCCUAUUGAAUGAAAACUCCACGAGAAAAUCUGUUGGCCAGCAAGUGGGAGGAUUUUCAGGGGUUGAAUGACAUUUAUUCAGAGCGCACAAGGCAGCCAUCCCUGCAGAGCGCAUUAAGCGACUGAAUAAGGUAAGUCUGAACACCAAAUAUGUGGGAAUGUCAAAUUCCUAAGUCUGAAUCGGCCCCUAUGAGACUUACCUAAGAAGUAUACCCAAACAGUGUUCUAUAAAGAAGACUCACAGCAGUAAUCACUGCCAAAGGUGUUUCUAAGAUCCCACUGGGCAAAACAGUUUGAACCCCCAAAAAAUCUAUGUGAUAACAUUGAAUCAACGUGGAAAACUAAUUGAAUUUGCAAAAAGUAAUCAACGCAAGGACAUUUUGUAUUCUUUCACCCAACUUUUAACAUAAAUCCAAUGACGUGGUGAUAUAUAUAUUCACGAAGUCACGAAGUUGACAACUCAACCAAAUGUAAAUCAAAACUGACGUCUGUGCCCAGUGGGAUGUAUUGUCUUAGGGGGGUGAAUACUUAUUUAAUGGAAGAUAUAUUUGUUUUUUAUUUUAAUUCAUAAAAAAAAAAGUAAAUUAUAUUUUUAUUUCACUUUGACAUUAUUUUGUGUAAAUCGUUGAAGAAAGAAAUUAUAAUUAAAUACAUUGUAAUCCCACUUUGUAACACAAUAAAAUGUGAGGAAAUCCAAGGGGGGGUGGGGGGAUACUUAUGAUUGGCACUUUAACAGGCGUAUCAUAUUUAACAGGCGUAACAGACUUCAUUCGUGGUUGAGAUGUGAACGUAUUUGAUCAUAUGUAACAGUAUAACUUUAAACCGUCCCCUCGCCCCGACACGGGCGCGAACCAGGGACUUUCUGCACACAUCAACAACAGUCACCCACGAAGCGUCGUUACCCAUCGCUCCACAAAAGCCGCGGCCCUUGCAGAGCAAGGGGCAACACUACUAAUAGGUUUCAUAGCAAGUGACGUAACUGAUUGAAACGCUACUAGCGCGUACCCGCUAACUAGCUAGCCAUUUCACAUCCGUUACACUCACCCCCCUUUCAACCUCCUCCUUUUCCGCAGCAACCAGUAAUCCGGGUCACGGCACCAAUGUAACAGUAUAAUUUUAAACCGUGCCCUCGCCCCGACACGGGCGCGAACCAGGGACCUUCGCACACAUCAACAAAGGUCGCCCACGAAGCAUCGUUACCCAUCGCUCCACAAAGGCCACGGCCCUUGCAGAGCAAGGGGCAACACUACUAAUAGGUUUCAUAGCAAGUGACGUAACUGAUUGAAACGCUACUAGCGCGUACCCGCUAACUAGCUAGCCAUUUCACAUCCGUUACACUCACCCCCCUUUCAACCUCCUCCUUUUCCGCAGCAACCAGUAAACCGGGUCACGGCACCAAUGUAACAGUAUAAUUUUAAACCGUGCCCUCGCCCCGACACGGGCGCGAACCAGGGACCUUCGCACACAUCAACAAAGGUCGCCCACGAAGCAUCGUUACCCAUCGCUCCACAAAGGCCACGGCCCUUGCAGAGCAAGGGGCAACACUACUAAUAGGUUUCAUAGCAAGUGACGUAACUGAUUGAAACGCUACUAGCGCGUACCCGCUAACUAGCUAGCCAUUUCACAUCCGUUACACAUACACUUAAACAUGUUGGACUAUUUUGUGUCAGAUGACCAUUCCCUUUCCAUUUUUUUCCUGACUGAGCUUCCCGUUGUUAAAUUACAGCCAUUUGUUUUCCCUCCAACCCCCACAACCCAAUCAUAGAAUAGGUUUUGUACAAAAAGACAAAUAAUUAUUUAUACAGGUUCUUUCCACCAGCUUUACCUUUCUCUGCCUCAGUGCACCCUCCUCUCCUCUUACAGACUAGCCAUACUACUCAUUUUACACAUGCCACUUUCGCAAUGAGAAAGCCUACUCAGCUGUCUGUGUGUUAUCGGAUUAUCUUGGACUGCACCUCUAUGUGAACCUGUCCUACUGAACAAACCAGUGCUUUCUUUUCUGUGGUGCUCAUUCCUAAUGUCCAAACAGCUCUUUCAUUUCAUGGUCACAACAUCACUGUUGCUAUGGUUCCACUUCAGCGUUAUCUCUCAGUGAGGUACUAUUGUAGUGGAGCUGUAUCCAUGUCUGAGUGGAGUACUUUGCAUAUGAUGGUGUCACCUCUCUCAACUGAAACACCUGCCACCGGUCAAGUCAUAUUGAACAAUUGAUGGAAAAAUCGAUCCAUUAACCAAGUGGGAAACACAAUACAGAGAAAUAAAAAAUAAAUGAUUUAAUUAAUCGAUCUUCAGACUAAAUGGACACCCCCCAAGUGAUGUUCCAUUGUGAUGGCAAUUUACAGUAUGUGGGUAGGGAUAUUAAAGGGAUAGUUCACCCAAAUUACAAAACCCUGUAAACAGUCUGGACAAGGUAUGACAGCAAUCCAUGCUUUGGUUGUGUUUACCUGGUUUCAAAUGCUAACUGCUCGCAUUUAUGGCACAAAUCCAAUGCAAGUCAAUGGUACCUAUAUUAGUAUUUUCAUGUUUCAUAUCCAAAUCAUCUUAAAGUAUCUACAAAUGUAUUUUGUAACUCAAUUAAGUUAGUUAAAGAUGUCGACAUGAAGCGUGGAAAGGCUAAAGUACAGUGUCUUCAGAAAGUACUCACACCCCUUGACUUUCCACAUAUUGUUGUGCUACAGCCUGAAUUUAUAAUGAUACAAUUUCGAUUUUGGGUCUCUGGCCUUUAUACAAUACACCGUAAUUUUUUUAAGUGGAAUUUUUUUUAGAUAUUUUUACAAAUUUAUAAAAAAGAAAAAGCUGAAAUGUCUUCAAUAUGUAUUCAUCCCCUUUGUUAUGGCAAGCAUAAAUAAGUUCAGGAGUAAAUAUUUGCUUAACAAGUUACAUAAGUCGCAUGGACUCACUCUGUGCAAUAAUAGUAUUUAACAUGAUGUUUGAAUGACUACCUCAUCUCUGUACCCCACGCAUACAAUUAUCUUUAAAGUCGAACAGUGAAUUUCAACCAAUUUCAACCACAAAGACCAGGGAGGUUUUCCAAUGCCUAGGAAAUAAGGGCACCUAUUUGUAGAUGGGUAAAAAUAUAUAUAUAUAUUAAAGGCAGACAUUGAAUAUCCCUUUGGGCAUGGGGAAGUUAUUAAUUACACUUUGGGUGGAGUAUCAUACACCCAGUCACUACAAAGAAACAGUUGUCCUUCCUAACUCAGUUGCCCGAGAGGAAAGAAACCGGUCAGGGACUUAACGAUGAGGCCAGAAUUGUAUUAACCUUUAUUUAAAACUAAGCAAGUCAGUCAAGAACAAAUUCAUAGUUACAACGAUGGCUUACCCCGGCCAAACCCUGAUAACAAUGGGCCGCCCUAUGGGACUCCCAAUCACGGCCGGUUGUGAUAGAGCCUGGAAUCAAACGAGGGUCUGCAGUGAUGCCUCUAGCGCUGAGAUGCAGUGCCUAGACCGCUGCGCCACUCAGGAGCAGCAGGGACUUUAAAACAGUUACAGAGUUUAAUGGCUAUGAUAGGAGAAAACAGAGGAUCGAUCAACAACAUUGUACUUACUCCACAAUACUAACCUAAAUGACAGAGUGAAAAGAUGAAGCCUGUACAGAAUAAAAAUAUUCCAGAACAUGCAUCCUGUUUGCAAUAAGGCACUAAAGUAAAACUGCAAAAACGUCUCAACGUCAACAGUGAAGAUCCGACUCUGGGAUGCUGGCCUUCUAGGAAGAGUUCCUCUGUCCAGUGUCUGUUCUUUUGCCCAUCUUAAUCUUUUAUUUUUAUUGGCCAGUCUGAGAAAUGGCUAGAAGGCCAGCAUCCCGGAGUCGCCUCUUCACUGUUGACAUUGAGACUGGUGUUUUGCGGGUACUAUUUAAUGAAGCUGCCAGUUGAGGACUUGAGGCGUAUGUUUCUCAAACUAGACACUCUAAUGUACUGUCCUCUUGCUCAGUUGUGCACCGGGGCCUCCCACUCUUUCUAUUCUGGUUAAAUCCAGUUUGUGCUGUUCUGUGAAGGGAGUAGUACACAGCGUUGUACGAGAUCUUCAGUUUCUUAGCAAUUUCUCGCAUGGAUUACCUUCAUUUCUCAGAACAAGAAUAGACUGACGAGUUUCAGUAGAAAGUUCUUUGUUUCUGGACAUUUUGAGCCUGUAAUCGAACCCACAAAUGCUGAUGCUCCAGAUACUCAACCAGUCUAAAGAAGGCCAGUUUUAUUGCUUCUUUUAUCAGUACAACAGUUUUCAGCUGUGCUAACAUAAUUGCAAAAGGGUUUUCCAAUGAUCAAUUAGCCUUUUAAAAUGAUACACCUGGAUUAGCUAACACAACGUGCCAUUGGAACACAGGAGUGAUGGUUGCUGAUAAUGGGCCUAUGUACGCCUAUGUAGAUAUUCCAUUUUAAAAAAUCCACUGUUUCCAGCUACAAUAGUCAUUUACAACAUUAUCGUCUACACUGUAGUUCUGAUCAAUUUGAUGUUAUUUUAAUGGAUAAAAAAGUGAUUUUCUUUAAAAAAACAAGGACAUUUCUAAGCGACCUCACAUUUUUGAAUGGUAGUGUAAAUCGGCUUGAAAAUCUAUGACAAGACUUGAAAAUGGAUGUCUAGCAGUGAUCAACAACCAACUUGACAGCGCUUGAAGAAUUUUUGAAGAAUAAUGUGCAAAUAAAUAUUGUACAAUCCAGGUGUGCAAAGUGCUUAGAGAAUUACCCAGAAAGAAAGUCACAGCUGUAAAUUGUUGCCAAAGGUGAUUCUAACAUUCACACCCAGAGGUGUGAGUACUUAUGUAAAUGAGAUAUUUCUGUAUUUAUUUUCAAUAAAUUAGCAAAAAUGUCAAAAAAUAUGUUUUCACUGUCAUUAUAGUGUAUUGUGGGUAGAUGAGUAAUAGAAAAAUGAAUUUUUAAUACAUUUUGCAGCCAAUCUGUAACAAAAUAUGGAAUAAGUCGAGAUGAAUAAUUCCGAAGGCACUGUAGGUGCCAUUGACUCACAUUGGAUUCGCACCAUAUAUGCUCAAAAGUUAACAUUUGAAACAGUGGACAAUUUAAACAACCAAAGCAUGGAUUGAUGUCAUACCUUGUCCAUAGACUGCUUACAGGGUAAGGAAAACAAUGUCAUUUGGGGUUAACUAACCCUUUCAACUUAAAUUGUCAAUGCUAUUGAAAUUUGUCACUUUCAGGAAAGGUAUAUUACAUUUUGCUGGCAAAUAUGCCCGGCUCAGAUUAUUACAACCAGGGAACAAUCAAUUCAGGUCGUCUGUGUCACUCAGGUCCCUGGAGGUCACAAGGUUGCUCCACACUCGUGUUGUUUCCAGACAACACGUCAUUGACACGUCUUUUUAGAGGACAGGAAACCGGAGGCUACCCUCCACCGUCAUACAUGGCCUGUUAACACUCUGCUGCUAUGACAACACCACCCUGGCCCCAGUGCAUUUGUGGAGUCAUCCAGAUUGUGUGACACUGAAACUGGUCUGACAUGUUUCACUCUCAGAUCGUAUUUCUUAGCCCUGAUGCUGAAAGACUGAAGAUGACCUUCCUGUGAGUGAUGCUCAAAGACAAAUAUUUUGCACAACCAGACAUGUAUUCUGGGAAGUGUAGUAGUACGAGACAUGAAAUGAACAAGAUACACAGAAAG
Salvelinus fontinalis (brook trout) is the source of this 10942-nucleotide messenger RNA. RefSeq names its product specifically androgen-regulated gene protein-like. Bases 555 to 2078 code for a protein of 507 amino acids. The record is from RefSeq and is a predicted model, not a curated record. The transcript is spliced from 3 exons. Lineage: Eukaryota; Metazoa; Chordata; Actinopteri; Salmoniformes; Salmonidae.